This is a messenger RNA of Pistacia vera, 1289 nucleotides long. Its product is annotated as microtubule-associated protein 70-1-like. Gene Ontology annotation, molecular function: microtubule binding. The annotation marks the transcript as partial. Gene Ontology annotation, biological process: cytoskeleton organization. The record is from RefSeq and is a predicted model, not a curated record. Lineage: Eukaryota; Viridiplantae; Streptophyta; Magnoliopsida; Sapindales; Anacardiaceae. The transcript has 6 exons.
GAGGAGAAUAAGAUCGUAGACAAAAUGCAUCGACUAAAGGUUUCAGAGGUUGAAAAGCUAAUCCAAUCUGUUCGUGAACUUGAAGAAGCUGUUUUGGCUGGAGGAGCUGCUGCCAAUGCUGUGCGUGAUUACCAGCGGAAAGUGCAAGAGAUGAAUGAGGAGAAAAAGUAUCUAGAACGAGAAGUAGCACGUGCUAAGGUUUCUGCAAACAGGGUUGCCACAGUAGUUGCCAAUGAGUGGAAGGAUGGCAAUGACAAAGUUAUGCCUGUAAAGCAGUGGCUUGAGGAGAGAAGAUUUUUUCAGGGAGAACUGCAACAACUUCGAGAUAAACUGGUUGUAGCGGAGCGCACUGCAAAGGCAGAAGCACAACUGAAAGAGAAAUACCACUUACGAUUCAAGGUUUUAGAGGAAAGGCUUAAAGCAUCUAAUGUGAACUCUCGCACUGCCUCUGAAGGAAGAUGUAUAAACAACGGGCUUUCACGAUGUCAGUCUUUCGGUGGAGCUGAAAGUUUUUCCAGAUCUUCGAAUGGCUAUCUAUCAAAAAAAGCAGUGAAUUUACAAACUGGGUCCCUCCGAUCAAAUAGUGCAAUUGCCUUAGUGAGGAAUGCCAAGAUGUCAUCAAGAUCAUUUGAUGGUGGUAGUAGAUCAUUGGAUAGAGGUAAUCUGAUUCCAGUUGCAACUGCAAAAGAUAAUUUUCCCACCAUCACUAAUGAUCAGACCUCAAGUACUGAGAUAACUAUUACACAUGACGAGAGUAUGGAUGGGAUUCUAACUGAAAAAUCAAAAACACAGCUUGAAGAUCAUGUUUCAGGUGUGUUGUAUGAUCUGUUACAGAAAGAGGUAAUAACUCUGAGGAAAGCUUGCCAUGAAAAAGAUCAAAGCUUGAAGGACAAGGAUGAUGCGAUUGAGAUCUUGGCAAAAAAGGUUGACACAUUGAACAAAGCAAUGGAAGUUGAGUCCAAAAAAAUGAGAAGGGAAGUAGCUGCCAUGGAGAAGGAAGUUGCUGCCAUGCGGGUUGGCAAGGAGCAUGAUCAGCGAACAAGGCGCACUAGUGCUCCCAAGGCAGCUGUAACUAGCCCUCAUUUGCUCUCUGCAAGGAAUGCACGAAACUAAUUGGAAAUUGACGUAGGCGUGAUACAUUAGCCAGGAUAUGGCAUGUUUUAAUUCUUUAUUAACUCUUGUAUUAGCUGUCUCAACAAGUUAGUACAUUUGUAAAGAACUUACUCUAGGUUUCUAGGAAAUAUUUGUAUGUAUAUUUAUGUACUAUUAUUGAAAAUCAUUAAAGUCAA